AGAAAGAUGAGUGCAGAGAGGGGGAGGGGAAGAUGAGGAAGCAGACAGAGGAAGACAGGAGAAGAGAAAGAGAAAAAGAUGAGAGCAGGGAGGGGAAGGAGGAGAUCAGGAAUCAGACAGAGGAAGAGGAGAGAAGAACAAGAGAGAAAGAUGAGUGCAGGGAGAAGGAGGAUAUCAGGAAGCAGACAGAGGAAGAGGGGAGAAGAACGAGAAGGAGGGAAGAGGAAGUGGAUGAAAACCAGGAAGAAAAGCUACAUGUAGGGGAACAGAAGUUAUGGCAGGAAGAAGGGAAAAGAAAUGAAGAAUGGAAGGAUAACAUGAAGAGGGAAGAGCAGAUCUAUAGUACAAUGGAGGAAAAGCAAAUUGGAAAGGAGAAGGAGACAAGGACAAAAGACAGGUUCAUGGUUGUAGAUUUUUUGGAGCCACAGACUCCCAAACUGGAAGAAUCAAAAAACAAGAAGUAUGAGGAAGUCCAGAAACAGAAUCAACUGGAGAGGAACCCCAGGAUGGAGGAGGAGAAUGUGCGGCGUAGAGAGAUAAUCAAUAGAUUCCAGGAGAAUUACACAAAACAAGAGACAGUAAAAAGAACUUCACAGGAUCCAGCAUGGAGCAUCAAUGGAAGACACAGAGAAAAUUCAGCCCCAUCAGGGAACAAGACCGGAACCUGGAAGCUUCCAGAUAAUCAGCAGGACAGAUUGUUGCAUCCUCAGUGUGAUGAAGAACAACUUGACAGUCUCUCCAUGCAAAGGGCCAGUCUGUUCUCCUGUGUCUGCUCUGUGGACCCGUGCAUCUCCCCUGAGAAUUCAGUAAACAAAGGCCCAGAGAUGACAUGUCUGCACACAUAUGGAGCUGCGAUGAAUCCAUCUGAGACUCAGGGUCUUCGUGGGGGUCCUGUGGACAAGAGCCUUCAUCACCCUGCACCUGAUGAGCUGCUCUCCAAGGACAAUGUGCGUCUGCCAGACAGUAUAGAGCGAAAGCGGGUGAGGUGGAUGCAUGCCUGCACCCCCUGGUCCAAAGUCACCUCACGGGGACUUACGGGACAUCAGAGGGAGAAGAAGGUGGUGGCAAGACGUCCACCAAAUGAGCUCCCACCCAUUGCUGUGGAUGUUCUUCUUCGGGCUGGUACAUGCAGCUCUCUGAAACAGGUGACUACAGUGACCCUUGAAGAUUUACCUGGCUGUAGCUUGUCCACAUUAUCUGAGUGCGUAAAACUGCAGGCACUGACACUCAGAAGGUGUGGUCUGAUAGCUUUAGAGGGAAUCAGCAGGUGUCAGGACCUCGGACACAUUGAUGUACAGGAAAAUUCCAUCAGGUUUAUAAACUGCCAGGAUUUGGUGAACCUCCGAGUCCUUCUCUUGAAUCGGAAUCAGUUGACAUCGAUCCAUGGGCUGGAAGGUGCCAGCAACCUCGCCGUGCUGGAGUUAUCGUACAACAGUAUCUCCCGCAUCAGUGGUCUAGAGACUUUAACAAACCUUCAGAGAUUACUGAUCGACCAUAACCAGCUGAUCAGCACCCGGGGCCUGAGGGGUGUCUCUACCCUCCUGUAUCUCGACUGUGCUCACAACCACCUUAGCAGCCUUGAUGGCAUCGAUGGCUGUGUCCUGCUGGGGACACUGCGGCUGCAGGGAAAUAACAUAUCAGAGCCUCCCCGCCUGUCUGACCACGUGCUGAUCAGGGAGCUGCACCUGGACGAUAACAGUCUGUCGUCUUUGGACAGUGUGUCGGCCUGCUGGCUGCCGCUGCUCCGUCGCAUCUCCGCCUCUCGGAACAGCAUCACCCAGCUGCCAGCCCUGUCUGAUUUCCUGUCCUUGCGGAGUCUGGACGUCAGCUACAACUGCCUGUCAGACCUGGCAAACGUCCGACUCGGCCUUCGGGGGUGUCCGCGUCUCCAGGACAUUCAUGUGUUCAAAAACCCUUUUCAACAGGAAGUCGACUGGAGAUCCGCCUUGCUGGAGACGCUACCUGGCUUGAGGGAGAUCGAUGGCGAGCAGAUCAGCACAUCCCCGGCCUCGGCAACGGAUGGAAAAUGCGAAGUGGUGCCUGGCAGCUUCACUGCGCUCUGCCAGUUCCAAGCUGAGCAGCUGGAGAGAGAGCAAGGCAGGCUGGACAGGGGGCGCCACCAGCUCAGUGAGAAUCUUCUUCAUCUGGCCGUUGGAUAUCGAAACGCCCAUGAACGUGGUGACAUGAGCUUCACUGACGGCCGUGAAGCAGAAGCACACAGCGACCUGCGGAUUCAGCAGGAAGGUGCCCAGGAACUACAAGCCUUUUCCCAAGAACAGAAAACUGUGCUCCAGCUCAGGCCUCCGAAGCUGCCUGGUCCCACCUUGGUGGACAAAGACCCAGAAAGCUGCACACUUCCUCCAUAUGACUCCCAGAGGCCCUCCGAAGAAAGGGACAGUGUAGGGAUGACAGUCAUUCAGCAUCAGUGGCAUAAAUACAGCCAUGAUAACUUGAAUGGAACCAGGGACACUGGAGAACACAGCUUAGUACGCAGUGGAGUACGUAUGGAUGGGGAAUGGGCAGCCACUCUUAUUCAGGCUGUUUGGCGGGGAUAUUCUUUACGGCAGAAGCUGGCCGUGGCUUUAGCCUCUGCUCAGAUUAGCGAGGGGGAGGACGACUUUGAUGAGGUGGACGUGGAUGAAUUUGCAUUUGACGAGGCAGCACUGGAUGAGGCCUGGGUCACCCCGGAUCCCGGAGGCUCCCCACCCCCCACGGUUCCCCUCUCUGAUCAGGCAGCACUGGAUGAGGCCUGGAUCACCUCGGAUCUCAGAAGCUCCUCUCUCCCCACGAUUUCCCUCGCCGAGCAGCCGCUACGGCCAAAGCCACCUGGAGGUCACUGCCCUGCAUCGCUACCAAGGCCCAGAGGUGCGUGGCAGAGUAGCGAAGACAACGCAGAGCUGGACCCCCCUCGGAGGAACAUGGCCAGGAGGAAUGAAACUCCAGUGGCAUGUGGGGAUUGUGCUUUUUCAGAAAAAUCUGAGCAAAUAUUAGAGGAAUGGGGAAUUACAGACCAGUAUACCGCACAUCUGAUGCUAAAAAGGGCACAGAAAAUGGGCCCCAAGGAACAGCAAAGAAAAUUGAGGGAGUCAGAUAUCAACGGAUUAUCAUCUGUGUCCUGCCUGCAUGGAGUAGGCAGAGCACCGAGGUCUUCCCAGUGGUCAGAUCCAGCUGUGCGUCUGGCACUAUUCAGAAGCAGCAAAAACAGAGCGGCCCCCCUAAAAGCACAGAAGAGAAGUAUCCCCGAAACAGAACACCAUAAAGAUGAGAGCAGCAUUCAGGCCUGGCACUGCCAUCACGUUGGAUCCAUCCCUUGGCAUGAACGUCCAGUGUCCGCAGAGAGUGAGCAUUUCCUGCCGGAGAUCAACCUCGAUGUCCUGAAUGGUGGCAGGGUCCAGCUCAUGGCGGGUUCUGGAUCUAGGGACGGCCCAGAUCAAGAGAGUCUGUCUGGAUCCAGUGGCACUGCUUUGUCUCCACGUCGCAAAGAACACAAUCCAGCGGGGAGACCCUUGCUGGGGCACGCGAGAAGGGCGGCGCUGUUGUCUGCCGGAGCUACCUCUGCCCCAUCCAUAAAGGAGCGCAUCUCAUUUCGGGACAACCCCGUUCAGCUGAGUGGCGGCUGGGGAGGUGGGAAGAAGCGGGCCAGACAGGGCAAGUAGCUGCGGAUGGUGGACGGAGAGACAGUGCUGUCGUUACAUUUACUGCAGGCAAAUGACUGUCCAUAUCUCAUUAAUACAGUAACAGAGAAAGAAGAGGCUCCUGUCAUUUAAGUUCAUAAAUGUUACUUACUAUAGUGAUUCUUCUUUAAUUGUAAACAGGCAGACCCAGUAUCAGUGUGAUCAUGUCUGCAUCACAAUUAAAGAUUAUAAGAAAUUAUUAAUACUAUAAUAACAUAAAUGGUAUUCCUGUUACCAAUGAUUUGUAAUGUAGCAACAUCUAAUAAAAUAGUAUAAAGUGCUGUAAUAAAGUAUACAAUGUAACGAAUUUAUAUUGACUUAUGAUUUAAGCUUAAAAAUAAGUAUAAACAAUGACAAUAAAGAACUUGUGUUCAACUCAUUAAUAGUGAUAAAAAAAAGUCAUAAAUCUGUAAAAAUU
Molecule: messenger RNA, 4092 nt
Organism: Paramormyrops kingsleyae
Lineage: Eukaryota; Metazoa; Chordata; Actinopteri; Osteoglossiformes; Mormyridae
Source: RefSeq, a predicted model, not a curated record